Messenger RNA from Solanum lycopersicum (tomato), 4161 nucleotides. The record is from RefSeq and is a predicted model, not a curated record. NCBI's taxonomy places the organism in Eukaryota, Viridiplantae, Streptophyta, Magnoliopsida, Solanales, Solanaceae.
AAAUCAAUAAAUUAACUAGUAAAGCAUACUCUGACAAAAACAAACAUCAGAAUUUUUACAUUCCUUAAAAACACUUCUGUUUUUCUCCCCUCAAUUCUUUCUUUUGUCCAUUAAGGUAUUGGAAUCCAGCAAAAUCUCAGUGGUUCUUUGAUUCUUUAUAUGUUAAUGGUGCUCAUAAGCUAUAGUGUCCAAUAGUAUAUGGCCAAGUCCAACUGUUUCAGCUUCACUGCAUCAAGAAACUGGUUCCUCAAAUACUCUUUUUCAAAUUCUGGUUUAAAAUCAUCCACCACAGAUUUAGGUAAUGGUACUAUAAUCCACUGCUGGAUACCCAAAACCCAUAAAGAAAAAAAGCCCUCUUUAGUCCUCAUACAUGGGAUUGGAGCUAAUGCUAUGUGGCAAUGGAGUGAAUUCAUCAAACCCUUAUCAUCAAGAUUCAAUCUUUAUAUCCCUGACUUGUUGUUUUUUGGUGAAUCUUACACUUCUAGGCCAGAAAGAACUGAAUCUUUUCAGGCUGAGUGUGUUAUGAGGACUAUGGAGGGUUAUGGGGUUAAGAAAAUGGCUGUUGUAGGGUUGAGUUAUGGUGGUUUUGUGGGGUAUAGUAUGGCUGUUCAGUUUCCUGAGGUAGUGGAGAGACUGGUUCUUGUGUGUUGUGGUGUUUGUUUUGAGGAAAAAGAUAUGGAGAAUGGGAUGUUUCAAGUGAAGAGUGUUGAUGAGGCUGUUUCAAUUUUGUUGCCGCAGAGUCCUGAGAAGUUGAGAGAGUUGGUGAAAUUGUCUUUUUACAAGCCUAUCAAGAAUCUUCCUUCUUGUUUUCUCAAUGAUUUUAUUGAUUCUUUCAGUAACAACCUCUCCACCUUCUCAAAGGUAGGGAUAAGGUCUGGGCGCACACUACCCUCCCCCAGAAAGUUGCCAAAAGAAAACUAUCGAAAAAAACAAUUUUAUCCGACCUGCCGGAUUCGAACCAGCGACCUAAGGAUAUCUGAAAGGCUUACACCUACUACAGUCCUCCGCUCUACCAACUGAGCUAAGGUCGGUUGCAUAUAAAUCCUGCCUAGUGAUAAUAUUAUGAGGCCACCUAUCUUAUUAAAUUCCAAGAGUAUAUAUUCUCCAUCCACCAUUUCACAAAAAAAUGAAUUUGAGGGAUAUAAACUUUGGAUUAUUUAUGUAUGUUUGGUGAGUUUCUGGAUUUUCGUCCGAAGCAUGUUAUUAGUUGUUUCAACUGGUUUUGUUAUUCAUACUUGUUGACCUCAUGGUGUUCUUUUGCACCAUAGUUUUUCUGUAUGAUUCUGCAUUUCAUUUACUUAAGGCUUUCAGUUCUAGAUUUGAUGUCUACCUAUCUCUUUGCUACAACUCUUUUCUUCACCAUCUUUUUUCAAAUACACAGACAAUGCUGUCUCAAGAGUUUGAUCAAUGUGUAAUAGAAGAUUUGUUAUUGUUGGAUCAUGGCUGUCUUCCUUCUAUUGCUAUAUGAAAAUCUGAAUAUCUGUAUUCAAAGAUAUUUGUGACAAUUGGAUAGUUGUUUUCUUCCUUAUAUUCAUGAAUGAAAAUCCUGAUUUGUUUGUUUGUUGUUUGAUCUUGCCUGUAUAUUGGAAUCUGGAUGAUAUUGUAAGUUGGUCUUACUUAGAGAGUUCCAAGAAUGAAUUUUGUCUUCCAUCUACAACUUCAACUAUAUCAAGUUGAGGUGUAGUAAAUACUCUUGAAAUCUUUGUUGCUCGGACUCUUCAGAAAAUGUAACUAGGUGCGUGUCGGAUCCUCCAAAAUUAGUGUAUUUUUGAAGUAUCCAACACGGGUGCAGCAAUGUUUUUGGAGUCUGAGCAACAUAGCUUGAAAUUUGAUAUCUGAUUGGUAUAUGAAGACAUUAGUGACAAUUUAUUGCUUGUUGGUUCGUACAUUGGUAUAUAUAAACUAGUUGGUGUGUCUGUGGGUUUCUUACUGAGAUUUUAAGCCUCUGCCUGGAUUAAGAAAUUGGAGUUUGCAGGGAAUCUCACACUACUGAGACGAAAAUAUUUUUAUAGGGUGAUGUUUCCAAGAAAAAUGAUAAUAAAAUUUUUCCAUGCAUCACUUGUCAGAUGAGAAAAUAUUAUAUGAAUACCCUCUUCUCUAGAAUAGAAAUUAUAAAAAAAAAAUCAUACCCUCUUCUCUAGAAUAAAAAUUAUAUUGAAGAAGGAGAAAAAUAUGACAAAAAAAUAAUCAAAAUCCGACCUGCCGGAUUCGAACCAGCGACCUAAGGAUAUCUGAUAGGUUUUACCCCCACUACAGUCCUCCGCUCUACCAACUGAGCUAAGGUCGGUUGUCAUUGAUUCUUUCCAAUGUUGUUGUUUUCAAAACAUAAAAAUGUUUAUAUUGACUUGUUACAAGAAAAUGACUAAUGUAGUUUUGCUUCAAAGAAGCAUAUCUGUCUACCAAGGCGAGGACAAAUGAGUAGAAUCACCUAGUGUUUAUUUUGUCUCCGGUGGAAUCGAACCUAAGACCUCAUGGCUCUCAACCACUUCAUUGACCACUAAGGCCACAUUCUUUUAAUUACUUACUCUCAUGUUGUUCCUUUUGCACCAAUAAUAGUUCUUUCGGCAUUCCUUCUGCAUUUUUUAAACAAGUAGGCAUUCUUUCUGCAUUUUCAUGCCUAGUAUCAUUUUAAAGUUCUUGCUGUCGGUUUGUCUAUAUCAUCUCUUUCCUUCGCCUCCACCACCCUGGUGCCCCGUUUCUCUUUCUCAAAUAUUAUAUGUAGUAUAUACUCUUGAAAUUCGAUAGAUGAUUGGUAUCUCAAGACAUGUAUGACGGUUGGAUGUGUGUUUUUCUCUUACAUUUGUGUAGAGAAACUAGUUGUUAUGGGUCUAUGUUCUGCCUGGAUUUAGCAAAAUGGAAAUUGCAGGGAAUCUCACACUACUCACACAUGAACAUUAUUUUUAUAAGUUGCUAUUGCCUAUGAUAGUGGUAAUAAAUACUUUCCAUGCACCUCUUGUCAGAAUGGAGUAUAUUUAAAGGCAAACCCCUCCAGAUUAAAAUAGUUAUUUAAAAAAAAGAAGAGAAAGAACAUGGCAAAAAGAAUCAAUCCGACCUGCCGGAUUCGAACCAGCGACCUAAGGAUAUCUGAUAGGUUUUAGACCCACUACAGUCCUCCGCUCUACCAACUGAGCUAAGGUCGGUUUCUAUUGAUUCUUCCCAAUGCUGUAGUUUUGAAAACAUGAAAUACCUAUCUUGCCUGUUCGUUGGAUUCUUGAAAACAUUGUAAGGUAAUCUUAGUGAGUUCCAAGAAUGAAUAUUGUCUUUCAUCUCCAAUUUCAUAUAUAUGCAAUUGAGGAAGUUCUCAAAUUGUUUAUAAAAUGAUUGGUUCCGAGGGUCUUUUGGAAACAACCUCUUCACAAGGUAGGGGUAAGGUUUACGUACUUUCUACUCUCCCCUAAACCCCACUAGUGGGAAUACAAUGGGUAUGUUGUUGUUGGUUACCUUUUGGCCUGAAAUUUACAAUAUUUCUUCGACCAGCUCUCCUCCAAAGAAGAACAUUAACUAUGUGCAUUGCAUCCUUCUAAUAAUUUGUUCUCUUGUUGUUACUUUUGCACCACCAAUUAUCCCUAGGUAUUCCUUGUGCAUUUUUCAUGCAUAGUAUUGAUUUCAAGUUCUUGUCUGUUUGUUGAUUUAAUUCUUUUCCUCCCCUCCACCACCCUGGUUCUCCUUUCUUUAUCAAAUGUUAUGUCUGUAUAUAUUCUUGAAAUUCGAUAAAUGAUUAGUAUAUCAAGACAUUUGUUUGAGUUGAGUGCUUGUUUUCUGCCUGGAUUAGAAAAUUGGAGAUUGAAGGGAUCUCACACUACUGACGCAACACUGAAACUAUAUAGAUUGCUAUUGUUGAAGAAAUGAUAUUAAAUGUUGUUGUCAGAGUGGGACUAUAUUAUAUGGCUAGCCCCUCUUCUCCAGAAUAAAAUAAUUAUUUUAAAAAAGAGAAAAAGAAUCAAUCCGACCUGCCGGAUUCGAACCAGCGGCCUAAGGAUAUCCGAAAGGCUUACACCUACUACAGUCCUCCGCUCUACCAACUGAGCUAAGGUCGGUUGUUGUUGGUUCUUUCCAAUGCUAUGGUUUUAUAAAAAUUUAAGAAUGUCUAUCUUGUCUUGUUCUAAAAAUGAAUUUUCUGCUGAAUAUUGUUCAUCAGUUGCAUGAGCAUGAUCACUUUAU